Messenger RNA from Erythranthe guttata (spotted monkey flower), 2552 nucleotides. Its product is annotated as phospholipase A1-IIgamma. Lineage: Eukaryota; Viridiplantae; Streptophyta; Magnoliopsida; Lamiales; Phrymaceae. Gene Ontology annotation, molecular function: glycerophospholipid phospholipase A1 activity. Gene Ontology annotation, biological process: lipid metabolic process. The record is from RefSeq and is a predicted model, not a curated record.
AUUUGUGUUAUUUGCUCUCUUUUUUUCGGUUAUGUUUAUCUGCUACAAAUAAUUGCAACAAAGAAUCGGUAUAAAUGAAACCAAAUCACGCUUUGUUACACUUUAAUUUGGUUUCAACGAUUUAAUCAUUAGGAUUGUAGACUUCACAAAAACCAUCAUAAGAACCCUAAUUUCAAAAGAUUAUGUUCAUUAACCAAACUCUUCGAACUGAUUUGACCCUUGAAAGCUCAUUUCACAACUCGAUUCCUUAACAAAACGAACCAACCUUGAACAGUUUUUUUUUUUUUUCGUUCACUAAACUAAGAAGCUCAACCCGAGCUUGAUUAUAAGAAAAAUAACAAAAUAUGUAUACAAAAAAUCAAGUCACUCGAUCUCAAUUCAUGUUAGGCUCGAUUAAAGCUCGUUCCAGGCCGACUCAAAUAUAACUUCCAAAAAAAUACCCAAACAACCGUGCAUUCAGGUCGACUCGAUUUAUUUACACCUUUACGCAUCAACUUAUCCAUCCCAUCCAAAAACAGCAAAAGAAGAAGCAAUCAAGAUAGGAAUAUAUAAUAUUAAACACAUGUGUAGUUUCUUUGCCUUGUGAAACUCUUCUUUAUGCCAUACUUGCUAGUUUUUCCAAACAAUUAAACUAUUUUUGCCUCAAAUACAAUUAGAUGACACAUCCAUUAAUGUAUAAAGGGAACUCGAAUUCAAUGCACUAAUAGUCACUAACUUAAUUUUUCAUGUGCUUAAUCACUUUAUUAGCGAUGCAAAUCGUCAUUAAUCGACAGAUUUAGGAGAACAAAGGUUGCUUGUGUGGUUGAGUUAUGACCUUUCUAUCCAACAAUGUAAAAGUAGACAUUGACAUUUAAUCUGAUUAUACAACCAUUCUCGAACCGCGGUACGUUGUAAUAAAUCGUAUGUACAUGCAUAUAUAUAUGUAUACAUGUAUGUCUAUAUAUUUGGUUCCAUAACAAUCACAUAAAGUACCUAAAGCUUCUCAGGCUGAAGUAAACGAAACGAAACGAAACACUAAACAUUCCUAUAUUGGCUCCAGGAGAUAAAUUAAAUAGACCAGAAAAAGACUGCAAAAUGGGUAAUGUGAUAAGUUACCUCAAGAAAAAAGGGAGACAAAUAUGUGGCGGAAGAAACACAGACGACACGACGAAAACCACCACCAGAGUAGCCGAAAGGUGGCAGCUCCUAAGCGGCACCACCAACUGGAAAGACCUACUGGACCCGCUAGACCUAAAUCUCCGGCAAUACAUACUCCACUACGGCUCAAUGGCUCAAGCAACCUACGACACUUUCAUAUCCGAAAAGGCAUCGAAAUACGCAGGCGCAAGCCGGUACUCUAAGAAAGACCUCUUAUCGAAAGUCGGAAUCGAAUACAAGGCCAAUCCAUACAAGUAUAGAGUCACAAAGUACUUUUACGCCGCGUCAUCGUCUCUAGUGCUCGGUUCUUUGUUAGUUGUUUCUUUGUCGAGAGAGGCUUGGAGCAAGGAAUCGAACUGGAUGGGGUUCGUGGCUGUGGCUACGGACGAAGGAAGAUUGGCUCUCGGCAGAAGGGAUAUUUUAAUUUCGUGGAGAGGGACUAUUCAAAAUCUCGAAUGGGUUAAUGAUCUUCAGUUCGAAUUAGUCUCUGCUCCCGAGAUUUUCGGAGAGACAAAUAACGAAGGUGAUGAACCUAAGGUGCAUUUAGGGUGGCGGUCUAUUUACACUUCGGACGACCCUAAAUCACCUUUCAAUAAGACGAGCGCUAGACACCAGGUUCUUGAUGAAGUUCGGAGAUUGGUGGAGGAGUACAAGAACGAGGAGACCAGCAUAACUAUAACAGGGCACAGUAUGGGGGCAGCGGUUUCUACUCUAAACGCAGUCGACAUUGUCGCCCAAGGGUACAACAAGCCUAAAGACAUGCCAAACAAGGCUUGUCCCGUCACAGCUUUCGUUUUCGCUAGCCCUAGAGUAGGCAACGGAAGCUUCCAGAAGUUCUUCUCGAGUUUGCAGAAUCUCCGGAUUCUACGAGUCAGAAACGCACGUGAUGUGGUCCCUUUAUAUCCAUUGAUAGGAUAUUCCGAGGUCGGAGAAGAAUUGGUCAUAGACACGGAAGAAUCGAGCUAUUUAAAAAAGCCGGGAAAUUUUAGCAGCUGGCAUACCUUGGAGGGUUAUUUGCACGGUGUUGCGGGUACACAAGGCAGCAAAGGGGGUUUCAAAUUGGAGGUUGACAGAGAUAUCGCACUCGUUAAUAAACAUAUGAAUCUCUUGAAAGAUGAAUAUUGCGUCCCGGAAUCUUGGUGGUGUGAAAGGAAUAAAGGUAUGGUGCAAAAGGAAGAUGGGUCUUGGUUACUAAUGGAUCAUGAGCAUGAUGAUUUUUGAUCCAAUUCUAUGUACCUUAUCCGAGGAAAAAUUAAAGGAAAAAUCGAGAACGUAAAAGCAUCUUAGUAGAUAUAAACUAUCACGAAAUGUAAUAUAUCAAGAAUGUGAUAAAUAACAGGUCAAUUUGAGCAAUUGUGAAGUUCAUUUUCUUAACAUGUAUCUGAGUUACAAAAAAAAAACGAAACAAGUAAAAA